CGGCGGUGGCGGCGGGGUCAGUGGCCGUGGGAGCGGGUACAUAAGGGGGAACAAACAUGUCCUGUUGAGACACCUGCUGGAGCCACCACUACCGCCACACGCCCGCGUCUCCGGCAGGGAGGAAGCACACCACCGCCCGCCGCGCCCCGCCCUGUCUGACGCCCGCCGGAGAGCCAAACGGACUGCCGGUGGAUGCAGCAGCAGGCCUUAUAGAACCCGUCCUUCGGCAGCCUCACGCCCUACCGAGUGUUUAGCGGGAAGGCUGAUACGGAAAAACCUGAAAAGACACACUCACGCCGGUGGAUGCAAGUGGAGGUCUUGUGAACAUUCUGCGACGGCCCCAAUCGCCUCCUUCUUCAGCGCCACUUCAUACGGAUAGACCCUCGCGCCCGUGGAAGCAAGAACAGAGCGCUCAGCCUUCUUUCUUCAGCUCCGAGUGUUUAUCUUGCAACACUGAUACACAAACGCAGUGCCCGGAGAAGUGGAGACAAACAUUACGAACAGUGGGAGUAAAUAAAUCGCCGCUUGUUCGUGAAAGAAAACUCAACAACUGCUGACGCGGCCAAGGACUUGAGAGAGGAAAAAAGUCGAUUUGCGCAUACCCAGCGAUAAGUGACGUAGCAUCUAUAGGCAGAGCUCUUGGAAGAACUGUGCUGAGGACUUCACUAACGCUGCAUCUCAAGGACUGACGCCCUAGGAACCUCCAAAAGCACAAACACACAAACAAAACAGUGGAGAACUUCGCAUACCGGCAAUCACUGAAGAAACGAGACGCAGAGACCUUUCCCGGACCUGUCUCUAGAGGAAUGACGCUUCAGGAACCUCAGCAACGCAAAAAAUAAUAAGGAGAGUAAGAACAGAAGGCAGAAGAGUCGUUUACCUUCUCGACAGCUGCGAUGGGCGUGUGGCUGGCGCUGGUGCGGGUGGCGGCGGUGGGCGCGGCGGUGAUGGUCCUCUGCAGAGCUUCGCCGAUGCCCUUGGAGGAAGAGGACGAGGACCUGGCUCUCUUUGACGACUACGAUUACAGCGACUACGAGGCUGAGAUGACACGAAGUGGAAUCUGUGUGCCCGGAUGCCCUCGCGACGGCGCUAUGCUGCUCGACCGGACUUCCUGCCGCCACUACUUCGUGUGCACCAAGAUGCAGGGAGAACUGGUGAUGUCGAGGUGCGGUUGUCCCGACGCGCGGCCAGUCUUCAACCGGUACAGCCGCAAGUGUUCCAGGCGUGCCCGGUGCCGCGUCUCCUGCCCAUCACACCACCACGUCUUCAGCAACUGGACGGAGAUCACCCUCGGGGACAGCAAGUGUUACGCAGCUAAUCCCCCACCACUACCCGAGACUACCACUACCACCACCACUACUACUACUACUACCACUACUACCCCUAAAACUACUACUACUACCACUACUACCCCUAAAACUACUACUACUACCACGCCUGAAACUACUACUACCACCACUACCACUACACCCAAAACCACUACCACUACUACGCCUGAAACGACUACUACUACUACUACUACUACGCCUGAAACUACUACUACCACUACUACCCCUGAAACUACUACUACCACUACUACCCCUGAAACGACUACUACUACUACCACCCCUGAAACUACUACUACUACUACCCCUGAAACUACUACUACUACGCCUGAAACGACUACUACCACUACUACCCCUGAAACUACUACUACCACUACUACCCCUGAAACUACUACCACUACUACCCCUGAAACUACUACUACCACUACUACUACUCCCGAAACUACAACUACUACUACUACGCCUUCCACCACGACCACUGAACCACCCGCUACCACAUUUUCUACCACGGAAUCCACCACCACCACCACUACCGAGGAGGAAGAACCUGAGGAAUCAACCACAGACGCUCCCGCCCCCCUAACAACCACCUUCCCCCCUCCUGAAGAAAUCACUGAAGAAGAAGGGUUCGAAGAGGAGACAACCACAGAGUUAGACACCAUCAUCAUCACAACACCAUCAUCUUGUAACAUCACCACCACCACCUCCACGACCUCUGACUCCCUCUCCACCACCUCCUCCUCUUCCCCUACAGCCAGUCUUCAGUCCCCUGCCACCCUGCCGGCUACCCUGCAACCAUCAUCUAGUCUCCCUGUCAGUACUAACACCCUGAUCACAACCAAGCCUGCCCCUCUCCCUGCUGGCACGAAUACCCUGAUCACAACCAAACCUGCCACCCUGUCACCAUCAGCUAGUCUCCCUGCCAGUACUAACACUCUGAUCUCUACCAAACCAGCUCCUUUCCCUGCCAUCUCAACCGAGCCACCCACUCAACCCUUCCCUGUCACCCUGCCGAUCAUUGCUGCCCCACCUGAAACCCCUGUCAGUAUAAAUACGCUGAUUACCACCAAGCCUGCCAUCCUCCCUGCCAUCCUACCUGCUGGGAUUAACACCUUGAUUACGACCAAACCGGCUGCACUCCAGUCGUCCUAUCCCACUCCUGACACCAGUGUAUCGCCAGUCACACUCCCUGUAACAAAUACCCUGAUAACGACUAAACCAGCUACACUCCAGUCGUCCUAUCCCACUCCUGACACCAGUGUAUCGCCGGUCACACUCCCUAUCACGAAUACCUUGAUUACGACCAAACCGGCUACACUCCAGUCGUCCUAUCCCACUCCUGACACCAGUGUAUCGCCAGUCACACUCCCUGUCACAAAUACCCUGAUAACAACUAAACCGGCCCCCAGCGUACCGUCACCGAUUACCCUCCCUGCCAUCCUGGAUCUACAGUCACCCUUGCCACAGUCACCCUCUCCUCUCCCUGCCACCAUUCAGAAACCAGUACCUCUCCCUGCCACCAUUCAAAUACCCUCCGUUAUCCCUGCCACCAUUCAGAAACCCUCCGUUCUCCCUGCCACCAUUCAGAAACCCUCCGUUCUCCCUGCCACCAUUCAGAAACCAGUGCCUCUCCCUGCCACCAUUCAGAAACCAACACUUCUUCCUGCCAAUAUACAGUCACCCUCAGCUCUCCCUGCCACCAUCCAGUCACCCUCAGCUCUCCCUGCCACUAUACUAUCACCAUCAGUUCUCCCUGUAAAUAUCCAGUCACCAUCCCCUCUCCCUGCCACCAUCCAACCCUCUGGCAUCCUCCCUGCCAUCACAACCACCACACAGGUCCCAGAUAUCCUCACCACCUCGUCCUCAGCUUUACCCACCUCCCCCCCUAGUCCCGAUGCACCAGCCCUCAUCCCAUCCAUCGAAGACGAUUCUUCCUUCACGCUGGUGGACAUGGUGGCGGCAGACACCAUGCCCGCUGCCUUCUCUGCCCUCUUUGGCUUCACCCCGACAUUCCAGAUUCCCAUCAUCCCCAAACCCACCUUCACAAUUAACACGAUAACCUUCCCCACCAUCACGCUUCCCACCUUCCCCAAGCCAACUAUCGGUACGUUUACUUUGCCCCUAUUCCCCAAACCCUCCAUAACCUUUACCACACUCCCACAGAAAACGAUCGGUAUCCCCAUCCUACAGAAGCCUUCCAUUGUAUUCUCGAGCGGAACGACCUCUUCGACUGCCAGGGAUUCCGUCAGCGGGGAUUACGUCAUCAACACUGCCCCGUCCUCUAGCGCUAAUACCAACCCGGAAAUCUCACCUGCCCCUGUCAACUGUAAUAAAGUGUCGUGUCCCGCUGCUAACGCCCGCAUCCCCAACCCUUACGACUGCAACAGGUACUACAAGUGUAUCAAGACAGAGGACGGUAGGCUGGAACCCCGCUCCUUCGUCUGUCCAGCUACUGUACCGGUCUUCAGCCCCAGACUGCAGCUCUGUGUCCGAGGGGUGAAGUGCAAGGUGUUGUGUGGCUCUGAGGAAUCCACGGGCGAGUCAUCUGGGUCUCAGGAUGGCUCUCAAGAAACUGGAGGUGAGAGUUCUCAAAGUCCUGAAGAAUCUGUCACCUCUGUAAGUCCUGCAGGAAAGCCCAGCACUACAGAUAUUUCAGAACCUGGAACCACCAUUACCAAUACUGCUGGUACUGAUGAAAAAAAGCCCACAGCACCGACCUGCACCAUAGCUUGUGCCGCACCUAACAUGAAGAUCCCUGACCCUCGCAGCUGCCGGUUCUUCUACAUCUGUCGCUUUACGGAGGACAAUAAGCCAAGCCCCAUCCAUGUCAAGUGUCCCAGCUCACGCCCUGUCUUUAGUCCCACAGCUGGAGAAUGUGUGGUAAAGUCCCCUUGUGUGGCCCGAUGCCCCGCCUCUGCCGCCAUCGUCGUAUCUCAAGACCCUCUCACCCCCACUGAAGCAAACACACCUGAUUCAUCUCCAGACGCAAUCACUACAGCCGUCACCCCAUCCCUUCCCUCUCCACCCUCCUCAGUAGACUGUCAACCGGCUUGUUUAAUUCCAGACUCCUGGUUAGCCGAUCCAUCAGACUGCCACUACUUCUAUGUCUGUCACUUCCUGAAUGACGUGGUGUCCCAGCCUAAACGCAUCAGAUGUCCCCUCAACCGGCCAGUCUUUGAUCAAACUCUCGGUAGAUGUACAGAAGAUGCCAUUUGUAAGGUCUCCUGUGAUGCACCUGCCCCCAUAACUACACCAGAUGCUACAGACUCAUCUUUGUGUCGUCCUAAAUGCGUCAUUCCCAACACCAAGGUGCCAGACCCAUCCGACUGUAAACACUACUAUCUCUGCAUCCUGAUGGGCAGUCUUAUUCCCCAACCCGUCCGAUCCAGAUGUCCAGAGGCGACACCUUUCUUUGACAGCAGCAAGAGGCAAUGUGUGGAGCAGGCCGAGUGCAAACUGGCAUGCCCUCAAGGGGAUGCUAUUACUGCUGCUCCCUCCACCCUCAUUCCUCCAGUGAUUGGUGACCCGUGUUCUCCCAGGUGUGGGGAGCCUGAGACUGUAGUACCUGACCCCCGGGACUGCAAUCACUACUACAUGUGUCUGGGUGGCUCUCCCCUCGCGGCCACCAGAAUGAAGUGUCCCUCUCACCGCCCUUACUUCGACUCCGCCACCACCAGCUGCUCAGAACUGGACACUUGUAAAAUCAUCUGUGGCGAGAAUCCUGCAGAGACCACCCCUGCUCUUGUUGGCUCCCCGGACACACCCAUCAACACCCCUGACACGACCAUCACCACCACGACACACCGGCCAGGCCUGUGCAAGCCCAAGUGUUUAUCCCACAACUCAAUCGUUCACGACGCCCUGGACUGCCACCACUUCUACUUGUGCUCAGUAAGGGAAGGAGGACAAAUCGAAGCCACCCGCGUCAAGUGCCCAGAGGAUCGCCCUGUUUUCAAUCUACAGUCCUCCAGCUGCCAGCAAGUCGGGCCCUGCAUCAUCACGUGUGCCGACAACAUCAUCCUGCCCCCGGCCACCACGGAGCUCACCACAGACGCCUCAAGUCCUUCUGCUGAGGACGCUGCCACUACUACCACUACCACUUCAGGUUCUGGUGACACCUCAGCGGACAGCUCCAGCACACCCCAAAGCCCUGGAACCACCAUCGACAGCUCCAGCACCUCAGAUGUAGCCGGUAAUGCCAGUAGUGAGUGUGAGCCGCAGUGCACCAAGACAGGCGAACUUCAGGCUGAUCUUUCAGACUGUCGACGCUUCUUCAUGUGCGUAUACGUUGACAGUCUUGCCCCUCGGCCAGUCCGCGCCACGUGCCCGCAGCGCAAGCCAGUCUUUGAUUUCGAUAAGAAGCGUUGCGUCGAAGAUGCUGAAUGCUACCAGCCAUGUGCCACACAGACCCAGCCUGUCACAGACCUACCCACCCACACACCCGCUGGUCCAGGACAAACACCUCCCACCCACACACCUGCUGGUCCAGGACAAACACCUCCCACCCACACACCCGCUGGUCCAGGACAAACACCUCCCACCCACACAACCGCUGGUCCAGGACAAACACCUCCCACCCACACACCCGCUGGUCCAGGACAAACACCUCUCACCCACACACCCGCUGGUCCAGGACAAACACCUCCCACCACCUCCACUGCUCCUGACACUGACGCACCUGAUCAACCAACAGAAACGGAGCAAACCAUCGUGGAGGAAGAUGAGUGUGCACCUAAGUGUAGGGAGGUGGGUGAGUUGGUUGGUGACCCCACAGACUGUCGCUACUACUACUCGUGCUCAGACCUGCAUGGAACUCUGGAGCCCCUGCGUGUCCUGUGCCCCUACGAUCGGCCUGUGUUUGACCGCGAGACUCUGCAGUGCAGCAACGAGACAGGCUGUGAGGUGGCCUGCUCCCCGGACGACACCCAGGCCCAGCAGGACGCCGACCAGUGUUCUCACGUUGGAUAUUUCGCCAAAAGCUCCUCCUGCGUGUCACUGUACAGUCAGUGUUACCAGGUCGGCGAACGGCUGGUCAAGGCCACAAAGCGCUGUCCUCCAGGGCUGGUAUUCAACUCAGUCGCCACUUACCCGUACUGCGUGCCCGCUGAGGACUGCCCCUACGACCCGGCGGUGCGGGGCCCUGCCAUCAACGCCACCAGCUGCCGCCACCCCGGCAGCUUCCCCCGCUGCACCAACUGCUGCUCAGACUUCCUGCGAUGCGAGGCCUCCGAGGACGGAUACGCUCCAGUGGCAGCACGGUGCCCCGGGGGACUUGUGUUCAACACUGACCCCCGCUACCCCGUGUGUGUACGGCCGCAGGACUGCCCCCGCAACGAGCCGGCCAGUGACCGCUGCGAGAAGGAGGGCUACUUCCCGGCGUGCCAGGGCUGCUGCAAAGACUACUACCACUGCACCGGCGAUGGCCGCCUCCUGCACCACUCUUGCCCCGAGCCGCUCCUCUUUAACCCAGACCCCGCACACCCCUACUGUGUCCUCCCUUGGAGGUGCCCCAACAUAUCCCCGGGCCGCCCCAGCCCCUGACGCCUGCAGCCCCCCACUCAGCCUUGAUCCUCUGCUGUUUGAGAGUUCACUAUUGAACUUACAUAGACAAUUUCUCUCUACUAGCUAUUUAACCAUUUUCAGUGAAUUAAGCUGAAAUAUUAUUAUUAUGUAGCCUGUAGUUCUUGUUUAAGGGCACUAUAUUGUUAAGUUUCUUAUUUAUAGGCUGAAGAUUUUUUAAUAAACUUAUGCUUUUCAAUAAAAAAAAUUUGCCUG
Molecule: messenger RNA, 7100 nt
Organism: Eriocheir sinensis (Chinese mitten crab)
Lineage: Eukaryota; Metazoa; Arthropoda; Malacostraca; Decapoda; Varunidae
Product: mucin-2-like
Exons: 2
Coding region: 897-6866 (1989 amino acids)
Cellular component (GO): extracellular region
Molecular function (GO): chitin binding
Source: RefSeq, a predicted model, not a curated record